AUGACAUUUGGGAUCUCGGUGCUAACAUGCCUGGCCUGCAGGCCACAUCAGCAUGAGAUCAUCAAUGCAACGCUGCAGGGCAGGGAUGUUCUCUGCUUGAUGCCCACAGGUGGUGGCAAAAGCCUGUGUUACCAGCUGCCUGCGCUUAUCAGUGGAGGCCUGACUCUCGUUGUCAGCCCCCUGCUGUCUCUCAUCCAUGACCAGGUACUGGGUCUUCGCAGUCUUGGCAUCCCAGUAAUUUCUCUCAGCAGCCUCACUCCCAAAGAGGAGAUCACUGCAGCAUAUAAGCAGAUGGACUCAGAUACCGACAUCCGCUUUGUGUAUGUGACCCCUGAGCGAGUGGUCAGUGCCAAGCGCUUCAUGUCAAAACUGGAGAAGCUUUACAAGGCAGGAAGAUUGACACGCAUUGCCAUAGACGAAGCACACUGCUGCUCACAGUGGGGCAAUGACUUCAGGCCUGAUUACAAGAAGCUGGGAGUGCUGAAGCAGCAGUUCCCUGAGGUGCCAAUCCUGGCGCUGACAGCCACCGCAACAGACCUGGUGUGCCAGAGCAUAAAGGACAUUCUGCGCAUCAGCGCCUGUGAAUUUUUUCGCUCCUCUGUGGACCGACCGAACCUCUACUGGACGGUGAGGCAGAAGCCAGCGAAAGCAGAGGAUGUAACGGCCGACAUGAUCGCCUGGAUCAGAGGCAACUACCGUCUGACAGACUGCGGAAUCGUGUACUGCCAGACUCGCAAGGAGAGCGAGAGCCUGGCUGCUGAGCUGCGGCAGCAGGGCAUGCGCGCAGCCUGCUACCAUGCUGACAUGGCCGCUGGUGUCAGGGAGGCUGUGCACAGCCAGUGGAGCGCAGGUGAGGUGCAGAUCUGCGUGGCCACGGUGGCGUUUGGCAUGGGCAUCAACAAGCCAGACGUGCGCUUUGUCAUCCACCACAGCCUCUCCAAGAGCGUCGAGAACUACUACCAGGAAGCAGGGAGGGCCGGGAGGGACGGCGAGCGCGCGGUGUGCAUGCUGUACUACCGAUUUGCGGACGCGCUGAAGCAGGCGGCCAUGGUCAGCUUCGAGCCCGGCUGGGAGCAGCGCCUGGGCGCCAUCAUGCGCUACGCUGCCGCCUCCUCCACCUGCCGAAGGAGCCUCAUCUCCCGGCAUUUUGGCGAGGCGCCCGCAAAGUGCCACGCGAUGUGCGAUUGCUGCGCCCAGGCGGGCAGUGGCGCGGUGGCCGAGCGGCGGGGCGUGACGGAUGCGGCCGCGGCCGUCGCGCGCACGCUGGCCGACUGGCCGGCAGCCGAGAAACGCGCCACCCUCCUGCAGCUCAUCGACCGCUGGCGCGCCAGCAAGGCACGUUAUGCCAAGAUUGGCAAGGGGAUGUCCAGGGACGACAACGAGCGCGUCAUCGCGCAGAUGGUCUACGAUGGGUACAUCCAGUUUGACUUUGGGUACACUGCCUACGCAACGAAUUCCUACCUCAAGGCGACACAGCAGAGCUCCCAGCUUCUCCAAGGUGUGAUGCUCUGUCCCAUUUUAUAUUACCUGCUCCCUUCAAGAAGGGAAAAGUGA
Coccomyxa subellipsoidea C-169 is the source of this 1554-nucleotide messenger RNA. Its product is annotated as ATP-dependent DNA helicase. The transcript is spliced from 12 exons. Gene Ontology annotation, molecular function: 3'-5' DNA helicase activity; ATP binding; nucleic acid binding. Bases 1 to 1554 code for a protein of 517 amino acids. The record is from RefSeq and is a predicted model, not a curated record. Gene Ontology annotation, biological process: double-strand break repair via homologous recombination. Lineage: Eukaryota; Viridiplantae; Chlorophyta; Trebouxiophyceae; Coccomyxaceae. Gene Ontology annotation, cellular component: cytoplasm; chromosome; mediator complex.